AUGAAUACAAAUGUUGAUGCUCAAACCUUAUUAACCCGCGUUAUUCAGUCAUUCCAUGACUCUGAAAAGAAAUCUAAAACUAUCGCAAAAGAAAUUAUUGAAAAACAAAAGAUGGAAGCCGAGGAAUCCGAAAAUGAAAAUGAUGUUUUACAAAAUAAAUGCAUAUUCUGCAAGAAUUUAAUUGAAAGCUCAGAACUUGUUUCGAUAUUACCAUGUUGCAAUGCAUUAUGUCACGUCAAAUGCAUUGCAAAACAUAAUUCUAAUUCUUGCCCUUCAUGUAAAGGCCGUAUUCCCCAAGAUUUUAAGAAUUUGUGCAACGAAUUAACACCUUACGCAGAUUAA
Molecule: messenger RNA, 342 nt
Organism: Trichomonas vaginalis G3
Lineage: Eukaryota; Parabasalia; Trichomonadida; Trichomonadidae
Product: zinc finger, RING/FYVE/PHD-type domain-containing protein
Exons: 1
Coding region: 1-342 (113 amino acids)
Source: RefSeq, a predicted model, not a curated record